UAAUUAGUGUUAUGUUACAGUCAAUGUCAAAAUUGUCAGUUCCACAAAGUUUUUUGUUGAAAAAUUUUAAAAAGAUAUUGUAUGCUCUUAGUCUUCGUUACUCGAAAUGCCUCUAAAAAUAGCAUCUUCUCAAAGUAAAAAGAAACCUCCUCCAAGACCUCCGCCCCCAAAUCUAAAUAAGCUGAAGAGUAAAUCCACCCACACCAUACACAAAAAUUGUGAUAAUUUAAACCUUAUUGAUUGGAGUCCACCAAACUCCCCCAAAAGUGAUAGUUUACCUAAAUUCGGAGGGAGCGUAUCAAGUUCUUUCAGCAGUAGCACAAGUAGCCUAGCUUCCAUCAAAAAAGCCAGUGAUUAUGAUGUGCUUCUGGCUACCAAUUUUUCAUCAACUGUCUGGGGUAUUAAUUCAGUACAAAAUUCGAAUAACUUAUCUUCUUCCACUUUAAGGAAUAAUAAUUAUGUCUCGAAUAAUGUGAGAAGUAUUGAUAACAACAUAACUAGUGUGCCUUCUUCCUCAUUGUUUGGACCAACAAUAAUCAGACCAAGGCUGAAAAUCAAACAAAAACCAGAGCUUCCAAGUGUUUCAGAUAAUGCAUCCUUUUUGCAUUUGCCUACAGGUCAACCUCCAAGUCCACCCUCAUUGCCUAUGCCUACAGGUCCACCUCCAAGUCCACCUAAAGAUGCUGCCGAUAUUAUAACUCCCUAUGGUGUCGCAUUAUUUCAAUUUCCGGCUACUGAACCAGGAGAUUUAGGACUAGAGGUUGAUGAUGUUGUUAUUUUAAUUCGAAGGGUGAAUAAAGAAUGGCUUCAUGGUCAGGUGAAUGAUCAAGAGGGAAUCUUUCCUGAGAACUUUAUACAAAUCAUCAAUCCUUUACCAGAAGAUUUGAGAUGAUUAUGUUGUUAGUCAUAAAUUCGAAUAUUAUAUUCAGGUUUAUUUAUUGUUUCAGAGAUUUAACACAACCGAAGGCUUUGUAUAAGCCGUAAGAGAUAUUAUACUAACUUUUUCACUUGAUUUAAGUGAAGCACAAGUUUACCUACGUAGGUUUUCAGUAUCAAUUAGAAUUUUUUUCCUACUUUUAAGUUUUCAAUUAAGAAUGAAAUCGAUAAAUUUAGUUAUGAAGAUAAUAGUUUUUAAAAGGAAGUAAUAGUUGUAUAGAACAAUGAUUUCAUACAUCUUUUGGAUAAUUUUGAUGUUCAGAAAAAUAUUCCGUCCUAAAUUUGAUUUAUUAUUGUUGAAUUGUUUUACGAUUGAAAAAUAGUGAUUAAUAUUCUACUGCUUUACUAAUUUGAAAUUUAUUUAUUGAUUUUUGGUAUUACAUUAUGGAAAACGAUCUAAAAGCUAACUAUUGAAUGGUUAUUGUGAAUGUGAUAUAUUUCAGUGCCUAAGGGCACAUAUUUUUAUACUGUAUAUAUGUAUAUCUUGUAUUGGACCUUCUGAUUCUACCUUACAAAAAUAAAUUUUUUGCUGUA
Molecule: messenger RNA, 1470 nt
Organism: Harmonia axyridis
Lineage: Eukaryota; Metazoa; Arthropoda; Insecta; Coleoptera; Coccinellidae
Product: probable inactive serine/threonine-protein kinase slob2
Exons: 2
Coding region: 107-892 (261 amino acids)
Biological process (GO): endocytosis; actin cortical patch localization
Molecular function (GO): protein binding
Source: RefSeq, a predicted model, not a curated record